CUAAACAGUGAAAAAUUUGACUUGAUCUUCUUGGUCUGGGUCUCCACUUCCCCACAUCCUCUCCGCAUCCACGCCAUUGAUUUUCUUUCCCCUUCCAGGCUUUCCCCAAAGUACUACCAUCUGACUUCUGGAAUCUUUGACGAACUGAGUAUGUCGCAUAAACAUCAAACACGAGUUCUAAGAGCAUGCGAUUUAUGUACUCACUCGAAACAACGCUGCGACGGCCAGCGGCCAUGUCGACGAUGUACAGAGCGUGAUGAAUCCUGUCAUUACACCAAGACAGUCCGUAAACGCGGGCGUCCACCUCGGUCGGAAUCUGCCCGAUAUUUGCGGCAAGAACCUCAUGCAUCUUCCGAGCAUGAACAACCACAAAUCUUGGCUUGGAGCCCACUAGGUACAGACACGUCAGAUAGCUCGUCUCUGCCAAAUGCUUGCGAUCUCAUGGCUCCUACAGAUCGACGACGAUACACUGUCGGAGAAGACCCGAACAGCAUCGCGGAGGUCCUUAAGAGCCCGACUGAUUUCAGUGCCACCAGCCCGUCAUUCUCUACCCAACACGAUACUUUCAGUGAAACUCUUCAGAGCUCAACCAGCGACAUUGCACAAGACUUAAAUGAAAACUCAAUUUUACCCUGUCAAAUAUCCCGGAGUCCUGCCAUCGCUCUGAAAAAUCUUCCUCGGCCCAAAUUUGAUGAACUUUCCAUGCCUGAUGAACGCUCAACAAAAGAACCCUAUAAGUGUUUGGAUAAGAUAUUUCCGUAUUUAAAUGGACUGCUCUCUCGGGAAGAGGCCGCAGAGAUGCUUGACAUUUACUUCGAUGGAGGCUCAAACCAUCUCUAUAAAUCAACAUCGCCCUACAUGUUAGCGCAUGUUCUCCAUCCAUCAUCCCUGCUACAUCAACAUGAUUCACGUUCAUUGUCACCUGCUCUUCUGAUGGUAAUUCUUUUCUGCGUCACGCAAACUGCGGAUAUGAAGACCUUUGACACCCCAGGAGUUCGAGAGCGUACAAGCGUGGAUCUCUAUCGCCUUUCAUUGGACUUGCUUGAGUCAGAAGAUCCAGACAAUUAUUUCCGCACUCCAGAUGGGUGGCAAUUCUAUAGUCAUCCCAAUAGUAGCUCACCGAGCAAUAUUAAAUCGGCUCCCAAUCGCCAGACAUCUGGAAAAGCAUUUCUGCCAAGACAGCUAGGGUCCACAGACAUCAUUCUCGCUGUGACCAUCUUGACCUUGACCAUAUCGGGUGGCCAUUACAAGGCAGACUCACUAAAAUGGAGAGAAAAGCUAACAAGGCUUGUUCGCGCAAGCGGUCUAAGUAUGGAGGACCAGGAUAUUGAUCUCGGCCCCGUGUUUUGCGGGCUGUAUAAUGGUGACUCCACGUUUCGACGAUGGCUAAUUUCGAAAGAAGAGCGCCGGCGUCUGUUUUGGUUGAUUUACUCUUUAGACCGUCACUUGGCCUUGUCUUUCAAUAUGCGACUUAGCCUCCCCGAAGGUACCUUCUGUGUCAGAACGCCGCUGCCUGAGAAAGUGUGGCAAUCACUUGACACGGCUGAUCUGAACAACAUCCCUGCAAGUCCACUAGGACCGCCCGCGCAGAUUUCGGGUUGCGGAUUCUUCGAAUACUUUUUACCAUUGACAACGGUUCUUGGGCACAUUAUUGAUUUACAUCACUAUCGCAGUCACCCCAUAAUGGGAAAUUAUGUCCCCUCAGAUGCUAUUCUUCAUAUCGAAGCCAUGAUAUCCUCGCGAGAGCAAGAGCUAGCCGCACUGGAAACUCAAAGUGAUGAAUUGUUUACGGAUGACUCAGCUGCUAGUGGCUUUCCCCACAAUCUCACUGGUCUACCUGCACAUAUAACUGGAGAGUUUUCUCCCGAUGUCAAAAAGUCUGAAAGAUCAAAGCUGCAAUUGGUUCAGAUUUAUAGCACCUAUCUUUUACAUGUCUUCUACAUCUUACUUCACGGCAAAUGGGACCCAAUUUCAAUGAUUGAAGACAAAGACGAUUGGAUCACUUCUGAAAGUUUCUUGACCUGCGCCUCGCAUGCAUUAAGUGCAACAGGUGUAGUCUCCCAGAUUUUGACUCUGGAUCCAGAAUUGCUCUUCAUGCCUUAUCUCUUCGGCAUCUAUCUCCUCCAGGGAAGUUUUAUCUUACUACUAUUUGUUGAUCGCAUGCCGGAGCUUGGUCCAAAUCGAUCCGUGGAAGAAGUAUGCGAGACAAUCAUUCGUGCCCACGAAGUGAGUGUGGUCACUUUAGAUACGACAUUUCAGAAAAACUUUCGAAGGGUUUUCAGAUCAAUGUUGUAUGAUGCUCAACAGCUUGGUCCUCAUUCAUGGGACGAACACAAAGCCAGACGGAGAGAGCUAUUGUCUUUAUACCGCUGGACGCCGUUGGCCCAUGGACUUGCCUACUAG
This is a messenger RNA of Penicillium odoratum, 2403 nucleotides long. RefSeq names its product Zn(II)2Cys6 transcription factor. The record is from RefSeq and is a predicted model, not a curated record. Gene Ontology annotation, biological process: regulation of DNA-templated transcription; DNA-templated transcription. Gene Ontology annotation, molecular function: zinc ion binding; DNA-binding transcription factor activity, RNA polymerase II-specific; DNA binding. Lineage: Eukaryota; Fungi; Ascomycota; Eurotiomycetes; Eurotiales; Aspergillaceae. The transcript has 6 exons. The annotation marks the transcript as partial.